CAGACGAUGAAAGAUGGAACGUGUGAGGAUCGAUUGCAGUGUGAAGAACGAAUUGGUGUGAAACAAGGCUGUAUCGAGUUCAUGAAACGAUGCUGUUUAGCGUAUUUGAAUGAACGCAAACAGCGAUUGCAAACUUUUAGAUGGAAAUUCGGUGAAGUGUUACCGUCUGAUAUCAAGGCGAAUCUUUGUCAGGCAGAAAUGGAUUGGUUUAAUCAGUAUACGACUAUGUUGGCCGAAUAUCAAGGUAGCGUAGGGGAGAACGGCGUAAACUUAAUGACGAAUAUGAAACCACCGAAGUCACUUUUCACGCAGGUUCGUGCCAUUGAAGAUUACGGUGAAUUUGAGACAUCUGACGGCACCGUUGUGUUGUUGAAGAAAAAUUCGGUGGUCAGUUAUUUGGAGCCUUCCGAUUUCGUUUGA
Molecule: messenger RNA, 420 nt
Organism: Anisakis simplex (herring worm)
Lineage: Eukaryota; Metazoa; Nematoda; Chromadorea; Rhabditida; Anisakidae
Source: the annotation of a GenBank genome assembly